Messenger RNA from Naegleria gruberi, 714 nucleotides. RefSeq lists its product as uncharacterized. The annotation marks the transcript as partial. The record is from RefSeq and is a predicted model, not a curated record. The transcript has a single exon. NCBI's taxonomy places the organism in Eukaryota, Heterolobosea, Eutetramitea, Acrasida, Naegleriidae.
AUGUCUCAACAAGUACACAAGGAUCCUCGCUCACCAUCAAAUGGUGAUCAAUUGUUUUCUACAGCUUCAUCAAAUGUAUCAAAUGGUGAUCAAUCAAUCUGCGAUAGAGCUACUGUAAAUAAUUUGCUGGAUAGGAAGAUUAAUAAAGAUUCAUUACCUUCCUUAGCGGAGAGAAUUGAAGCUAGUUGUGUAUUGACUGCUGUUGGUGAUGCAAUUGGAUAUAGGAAUGGAACGUGGGAGUUUAACUUCUCCGGAGAGAGAAUUCAUAAGGAAUUAAAAGAUGAAUUUGGAGGAAAGAUUGCAAAUAUCGAUACUAAGUCAUGGAAAGUAUCUGAUGAUACGAUCUUUCAUUUGGCAACUCUAAAAACACUGACUCACAAAGAUUUGAAUCAAAUUCUCACACCAAAGCUUUCAAUUGGAUUCAAAGAUGAAGGAUUUAUGGAAUUGGUUGAUAAGAUUAUGGUUGUGAUGGUUCAGGAAUAUGUUGCAUGUUGGAAAGAUAUGGGAGAUAGAUCUCCAGGAAAGAAAUGCAGAGAUUCCAUCAAUUAUAUCAAACAAACAAGGAAGAAUAAGUGGGAUUCAUUGAAUUAUGAUUCUAGAGGAGGAGGUUGUGGGGGAAGUAUGAGAGCAAUGUCAAUUGGAUUGGCAUUUCAUGAUAAUUUGGAUUUGCUAAUUGCUAUUGGAAUUGAAUCUGGAAGAUUGACUCAUAAUCAC